This is a messenger RNA of Osmerus eperlanus (European smelt), 6577 nucleotides long. It is a transcript of the gene tecta, whose product is annotated as tectorin alpha. NCBI's taxonomy places the organism in Eukaryota, Metazoa, Chordata, Actinopteri, Osmeriformes, Osmeridae. Gene Ontology annotation, molecular function: protein binding. The transcript is spliced from 24 exons. Gene Ontology annotation, biological process: cell-matrix adhesion. The coding region runs from base 1 to 6456 and encodes 2151 amino acids. The record is from RefSeq and is a predicted model, not a curated record.
AUGCUGUGGCCAGUCACUCCAGUCAUUCUGCUCCACCUCCUUGCUGUUGUUGUUCAGAAAGGAGCCAGUUCUCAGGACAUUCUCUACCCUUACGGACCAGCCCACAGGGACCUGGAAACCCCUAAGAUGGACGACGGCAGUUCAACUGAAAUAGUUCUACUCAUGCCGUUUGUCUUCUUCAACGUCCCCUACCGGUCCAUCUACGUCAACAACAACGGCGUGAUCUCGUUCAACGUGCAGGUGAGCCAGUUCACCCCCGAGGCCUUCCCUCUCAGCGACAGCCGCUCCUUCAUCGCUCCACUCUGGGCAGACGUGCACAACGGUAUCCGUGGAGACAUCUUCUACCGGGAGUCCACCGAGCCGCAUCUGCUGGAGAGGGUCACGCAAGAUGUCCGGAAAUACUUCCAGAACCUUCCCACGUUCACCGCCACCUGGGUCUUUAUUACUACCUGGCACCAGGUCACGUUCUACGGAGGCAGUCAGACCACACCGGUGAACACGUUCCAGACGGCGCUGAUCUCAGACGGGGCGGCGUUCUUCUCCAUGUUCAACUACGGGGAGAUCAACUGGAGCACGGGCACAGCCAGCGGGGGGGACCCGCUUACAGGGCUGGGGGGCACGACAGCACAGUCAGGCUUUAACGGAGGCGAUAUCGGACAUUUCUUCAACCUGCCGGGCUCGCGGUCCAACGACGUGGUGAACAUGGAGCAGACCACCAACGUCAACAUGCCUGGGCGCUGGCUCUUCAGGGUGGACACCGACCUGAUCGAUCCGGCCAAUGGCUGCAGCUUUAACGGGCGCUACUACCGUCGAGGGGAGAUCUUCUGGCUGUCGGACCAGUGCUCCCAGCGCUGCCGCUGCCUGGACCUGGACAACCGUGUCUCGUGCCAGGAGGCCCCCUGCGGGCAGCUGGAGACGUGCGAGCAGCAGGAGGGCGCCUUCUACUGCCAGCCCACCCGCACCAGCACCUGCGUGGUGUUCGGGGACCCGCACUACCACACCUUCGACGGCUUCCUGUACCACUUCCAGGGCACGUGCUCCUACCUGCUGGCCCGGCCGUGCUGGGAGGUGGCCGGCCUGCCCUUCUUCAGCGUGGAGGCCAAGAACGAGAACCGUGGCAUGGCCACUGUGUCCUGGCUCCGCGACGUGACGGUGGAGGUGUACGGGCACCGCGUCACCCUGCCCAAGGGAUCCCCGGGGACCGUGCAGGUGGACGGGCUGAUAAAGACCCUGCCUGUCCAGCUCCAGCUCGGCGCCGUGAAGGUGUACCAAUCCGGCGUGGCCGUAGCCUUGGAAACGGACUUUGGUCUCCUGGUGACGUACGACGGGCAGCACUACGCCUCCAUCUCCCUCCCCAGCUCCUACUUCAACAACACCUGCGGCCUGUGCGGCAACUACAACGACGACCCCGCCGACGACCCCGUGCUUCCGGACGGCACGCUGGCGGAGAGCGUGGUGGAGCUGGGUGGCAGCUGGAGGGCGGAGGACACAGACUGGCGCUGCACGGACGGCUGCGCCCAGAACUGCAGCCUAUGCGAACCAGCCACCGAGGCAUUCUACUUCCGCUCGGACUACUGCGGCCUCAUCAACAAGACGGACGGGCCGUUCCGGGACUGCAGGGCGGUGGUGGACCCCACGGCGUUCGUGUACAGCUGCGUGUACGACAUGUGCAGCAACAGGGAUAACAUCACCACGCUGUGUCAGGCCAUCCAGGCCUACGCUUUGGCCUGCCAGGCCCUCGGGGUCACCAUACGACCCUGGAGGUCGCGCACCUUCUGUGCCCUGACAUGCCCAGCAUCCAGCCAAUACCAGGUGUGCACCAGCGCUUGUCCCGCCUCCUGCUCGGACCUCACGGCCCACCUGUACUGCACCCACCCCUGCACGGAGGGCUGCCAGUGCGACCCGGACCACGUCCUGAGUGGCAGCCGCUGCGUGCGCCGCGACGAGUGCGGCUGCGAGCGAGACGGCAUCUACCACCACCUGAACGCCACCUUCUGGGCGGGGCCGGGCGGCGAGGCCGGGGAGUGCUCCCUGCGCUGCGUGUGCGGGCCGGCCGGGGAGAUCGCCUGCUUCAACGACUCGUGCCGGGAGGGGGAGGUGUGCGGCGCAGAGCUGGGCCUGUUGGGCUGCUACCCUCGCAGGGAGGGCUCGUGCUCGCUGGGCCAGAGCCAGGUGGUGGCCUCCUUCGACGGGGUCUCCCUGCCCUUCCAGGACGAGAACUCCUACUACCUGCUGAGGAGCUGCGGCGCGACGCCGCCCAACGUGUCGUCGGUGGAGGUGAAGAUGGGUCGGCGGCUGGCCAACAAGGGGCCGGCCUGGCUGAGACCCGUGGUAGUGCGAGUUGCCAACCUGGAGGCCCAGAUUGGAGGGUCCGACUUCGACAUUGUGAAGCUGAACGGAGAGCCUGUCCUCCUGCCCUACAUCCACCCCCUGGACACCCUGCUGAUCUACCGCGCCCACGGCAACGCCACGGUGGUGGAAUCCAGCGGCCUGCUCCGCGUGCGCUACACGCGCCAAGGCUUCCUCAACAUCAGCCUGUCCACGCUCUUCUUCAACGCCACCUGCGGCCUGUGCGGCGUCUUCAACGGCAACGCCAGCGACGACCUGCGCCUUCCCAACGGACGCCUGGCCGAGUCCGUCGAGCUCUUUACCGACGGCUGGCGCGCCAUCGCGGACGACCUCACCUGCAACGGCGACUGCGACGACCUGUACCGCAUGUGCACCGACCUCAGGCUGUACCAGAGCCCCUGGAUGUGCGGCAACAUCAACGACCCGGGGAACAGCUCCUUCCUGGUGUGCCACGCGGCGGUCAACCCCUCCCCGUUCUUCAGGAACUGCCUGUACAACAUGUGCGUGAGGGAGGGAAACCGCUCUGCCCUCUGCUCCUCGCUGCAGGCAUACGCCUCCGCCUGCCAGGACGCUCAGGAGGGCUGCCAGUGCGAGGAGGGCUUCGCUCUGAGGGAUGGCCUCUGCGUGGCCAGGAGCGACUGCGGCUGUGUCAGUCAGGGACACCAGCUGGACACCAACCAGACCUUCUGGACAGACUGGGAGUGCCAGGAGCGAUGCUUCUGCAACGGCUCGGACAACAGCGUAUACUGCAUGCUGGCGUCCUGCGCGCCCGAGGACUUCUGCCAGGAGACGGACGGCCUCUACUUCUGCCAGCCCCGCACCGAGGCUAUAUGCGUUGCCGCCGGUUACAGCCACUUCCUGCCGUUCGGCGGGGUGCCCUUCGAGCUGCAGAGCUCCUGCACUCUGAGGCUGGCUACUACGUCCUGCGGGGGCAGGGAGGGGCAGGCGGAGGAGGACGGGGACCAGUUUAGGGCUGGGACCUCCAGCUUCUUUCCCGAGUUCAAACUCAUGGCCCGCAACGAGCAGAGAGACACUGGCCAGGCCAUCUGGGUGAGGGGGUUCGUCCUGGACGUGUACGACUUUGAGAUCGAGGUGUCUCGGAGCUACAAACACACAGUUACGGUGAACAAAGAGCGUCUGCACAUGCCCGUGAAGCUGGGAGCGGGCAAGAUCAACAUCUUCUCCCUGGGCAUGCAGCUGGUGCUGAAGACAGACUUCGGGCUGACGGUGGCCUUCGACUGGAACACCCUCCUUCUGCUCACGCUGCCCCGCAGCCUCUACAACAGCACCUGCGGCCUGUGCCAGGGCCUCCCCGUGUCCGCGCCCGUGCUGAGCACCAGCGACUGGGGCAUGGCCUGGGCCGAGAGGGACUCCUUCUGCCAAGUGGGCUGCGGCGACUCGUGUCCCCGCUGCGGCGUGGUCGAGAGGGGGCUCCCCGGAGACGGCCCGCUCCUGGUCGCCGACGGCAACUCCGACGGGAACGAGGGCGCCGAGGUGGGCAUGCGCUUCCACAUGGGAGACGGGCUGUACGUGUUCGUGGAGCCGGAGGCCGUGAGGCUGUGCGGCCUGAUCGUGGACCGCGGGGGCGUGUUCGCCCGCUGCCACAGCAAGGUGGCGCCGGCGUUCUUCUACCAGAGCUGCCUGCAGGACACGUGUCUGGACCAGGGAGCCCAGGACACCAUCUGCAACUGGCUGCAGGUGUACGCCAGCACCUGUCACACCCAGGGGCUGCUCGUGGUUGGCUGGAGGAUGGACACGCCCUGUGUCCUGUCCUGCCCGGCUAACAGCCACUACUCCAGCUGUGUGCCGGUGUGCCAGCCCCAGUGUGCCCCUGCCCGCGGCCAGAGGGACUGCAGCCCGGACUGCGUGGAGGGCUGCCAAUGUGACCCCGGCUUCGUCCUCAACGGCAAGAGCUGCAUCCUGCCCCAGAACUGUGGCUGCUACACCGACGGGAAGUACUUUGAGUCGAAGCAGCUGUUCUGGAACAGUGACUGCACCAAGCGCUGUCAGUGCAUUGGCCGUAACCUGGUCCAGUGUGACCCGCGGCGCUGCAAAGCGGAGGAGGAGUGUACUCUGAGGUACGGGGUGAGAGGCUGCUUCCCUCGGCGCUCCCAGCACUGCGUGGCGUCCGGGGGAGGGGUGUUCAGGACCUUCGACGGGGCGUCCCUGCGCCUGCCCGCCUCCUGCUCAUUCGUCCUGUCCACCAACUGCCACAAGCUGCCAGAUCUCUCCUUCCAGCUCAUCGCCAACUUCGACAAGUGGAGCACGCCUAACCUGACCACCAUCUCCCACGCUUACCUGUACAUCAACGAGGAGAACAUACUGAUCUCUGGCAGCACCGUCAAGGUGAACGGGACUCCGGUGACCGUGCCCUUCGUCACUGGGCUGAUGACACGCGUGUCCACGUCGGAGGGCUUCCUGGUCAUCGACACGCCCCUUGACAUACAGGUGCGCUACAAUCGCUUCAACACUUUGAGCAUCACCAUGGGCCCGCGCCUGCACAACAAGGUGUGUGGGCUGUGUGGCAACUUCAACGGGGACCCCAGCGAUGACUUCAUCACCUCCAGGGGCAAGCCUGCCAUCAGCGCGCUGGAGCUGGCGCAGAGCUGGAAGACCAACGGCAUGCAGAACAGCUGUGAUGAGACCCAGUACGUGGCUCUGGCCCAGUCCUGUGAGAACACGGCCGUGCUGGGCCUGCAGGGGGAGGACGGCUGCCAGAAGCUGACCCAGACCAAGGGCUUCUUCCAGCCCUGCCACGGCCUGCUGGACCCCAGGCCCUUCUACCAGUCCUGCUACCUGGACGGCUGCUACAACCACCGCAAGGCCCAGGUGUGCGGCUCGCUGGCGGCCUACGCAGAAGCCUGCCGCUCCCUGGGAACACUCACCACCAAGUGGAUCACCCAGGAGAACUGCUCAGAAUGGAUCUAUGACCCCUGCGCAGGAGAGAUCUGCACCAACAACACCUGCGAGCAGGAGAACGGAGGAGAUCUGUGUGGCUGCCCUGAGCUGCCUAGCAACCCAGGGGGAGAGGAUGACAUCCUACAGGCUGAGGUGACAUGUAAGCACGCCCAGAUGCAGGUGUCCAUCUCCAAGUGCAAGCUGUUCCAGCUGGGCUUCGAGCGUGAAGACGUCCGCAUCAACGACCAGCACUGCCCCGGCAUCGAGGGAGAAGACUUCAUCUCCUUCCACAUCAACAACACCAAGGGACACUGUGGUUCAAUUGUCCAGUCGAACGGCACUCAUAUACUGUACAAGAACACUGUGUGGAUCGAGAGCGUCAACAACACAGGCAACGUCAUCACCAGGGACAAGACCAUCAACGUCGAGUUCUCCUGCGCCUACGAACUGGACCUCAAGAUCUCCCUGGAGACCGUGCUCAAGCCCAUGCUCAGUGUGAUCAACCUCACCCUGCCCACCCAGGAGGGCAACUUCAUCACCAAGAUGGCGCUGUACAAGAACUCCACCUACCGGCAGCCGUACCGGGAGGGAGAGGUAGUCCUGAGCACCAGGGACAUCCUGUUCGUGGGCGUUUUUGUGGAGGGGGCGGACGAGAACCAGCUCAUCCUCAUUGUCAACAUGUGCUGGGCCACGCCGUCUCGCUACAGCAGUGACCGGCUGAGAUACAUCAUCAUAGAGAGAGGGUGUCCCAACAUCAAGGACAACACCAUCGGCAUGGCAGAGAACGGCGUCUCUCUCACCUGCCGCUUCCACGUUACCGUCUUCAAGUUCAUCGGCGACUACGACGAGGUGCACCUGCACUGCGACGUGUCUCUGUGCGACUCCGAGACCAACGCCUGCAAAGUGAACUGUCCACACAACAGGAGAAUGUACUCAGAGGACAGUGAACACAAGGAGCACAUCCUGUCUGUGGGCCCCAUCAGGAGGAGAGAGUCUGACUGGUGCGAGGAGGGUAACGGAGGGUGUGAGCAGAUCUGCAGCAGUAAGGGAGCGGGGCCCGUGUGCAGCUGUGUGACUGGGAUGCUGCAGAGAGAUGGCACGACCUGUCGAGCAGUGGGCUCCAGUGGUGUUCUGCACCUCCAGGUGUGGUGCUUGGCUCUGGGCUUGGGGCUGUCCGUGCUGACAGCCCUCCCACGCCUCCUCUGUUAGCCCCAGGGCGGCAGGCAGUCGUGGAAACAGAGAUGCAACAGGAGGAGAGAGAUGUGGAGUACAAGCUGACGACACGAUCUCUUCGUACUCCCUCUUACUUCCUGCACCCUUCUUCUAUCUC